This is a messenger RNA of Medioppia subpectinata, 1422 nucleotides long. The record is from the annotation of a GenBank genome assembly. NCBI's taxonomy places the organism in Eukaryota, Metazoa, Arthropoda, Arachnida, Sarcoptiformes, Oppiidae.
AUGUACAGGCUUGCCAAAUCGUCAAGAGUAUUCGAUGGUAACAAACCUAUCCUAUAUGUGGCGGAACCGGCGCUAAUCAAACAGAUACUCGUCAAGGAUUUCAACAAUUUCCGCGACCGCCGUAUCGGCACCGAUAUGUAUCACCCGCUGGUCGACCAGUCAGUGUCGGGCGCGCGGGGAGACGACUGGCGCCGCAUGCGGUCCAUAGUGUCGCCGGCCUUUUCCACCGCAAAGAUGCGUCGACUCUACAAAACAGUCGGCGAAACACUCGAUGUAUUUGCGGAUACGUUCGGCGAUGUGUACGGACUCGCGGGCGCCGCCCGUCCGGUGCGCGAAGUGGACGUGAAGGAAGCUUUUGACUGUUUGGCGAUGGAUGUGAUCGCGCGGUGCGCUUUCGCCUCACAUAUCGACACAUUGAAUGAGUCGGACAACGAGUUCGUGACGUACGCCCGGGCGGUACUCAAACCGCCCGUUUGGCGCCUAUUGGCGGCCGUAUUAUUGCCGCGCUUUGCGUUACGCCUACUGGAUAUCAAGACAUUCAUGAAUGAAGAGUCGAUUUGUUAUUUUUACCAUUUGUUGCGCCCAUUGAUCGCUAGCAGAAAAGCGGAACCGGAUGUCCGACACGACGACUUCGUGGACCUAUUGAUUAGAGCGGAGAGACAGCCGGCGAGCGAAACAGUGGACAAUGAGCGCCGGCCAGACGCCCAUCACGUGAACGAAGGAGAGGAAGAGCUAAUGAUUGAGAGGAGAGCUCUCGAAGUGAAUGACUUGUCGAAGAAGUUUUUGACCGAAGAGGAAGUGAUUGGACACGCGUUCGGCUUCAUUACGGCUGGAUUUGACUCGACGGCCAACGCUCUGGCGUUCAUGUGCUACGAGUUGGCGCUCAAUCCGGAUGUCCAGCAAAGGCUGUACGACGAGGUGAUGGCGGCCGCGGCUGACACACCCGACGGAGAGCUCGGGCACGACGUGUUGCCACGAUUGGCCUAUUUGGACGCUGUGUUCUCAGAGACUUUACGCCUGCAUUCGCCGACACUUAAGUUGUUAAGAGUGGCGGCCGAAGACUACCCGCUCGGCGACACCGGUAUCACUAUUCCCAGGGGUCAGUCGGUGGUCAUACCCAUACACGCCAUACACCAUUCGCCGGAGUACUACCCGGAGCCGAACCGAUUUUUACCCGACAGGUUUAUGCCGGAAAAUCGACGCCUACUGACGCCCUACACGUACCUACCGUUUGGCUCCGGGCCCCGCAAUUGUGUGGGAAUGAGUUUCGCACUCAUGGCUACAAAGCUAGCGUUGGCCCGCAUUGUGUUGCGUUACGAGUUUAGCCGCAGCCCACGCACACCCGUUCCCCUCUGCUAUGAAAAGCACCGGCGCAUCAAAACUAUCAAAUCAAUUGUGUUGAACAUUCAAUUCAGAGCUUAG